AUGCAGCUGUGUGUGGAAGUGACAGGUGGGGGGGAGCGGGCGCAGUUUAUCCUGAUGGAGCGGAGGAAGCAGCGGAGCCCAGCCAAGCAUGCGGCUGUGUGCGGUAGUGACUCGGGGGCUGCUUCUCAGGAUGGAGACGCUGAGGAGCGGAGGAGGCGGCAGAGGCAGAGCCGUGAAUGCUGCAGCUGUGCGGAACGUCGGAGGAUACUACAGGACAGAGCCCGGCGACAUGGCUUUAAAGCCAUACCAGGCACAAGCCCAGCAACCAUGACAGACCUCCAGUCGGACCAGGGCCCACCAAGCCCUCCGGCUCCCACCUCCUCCACCUCCACCACCACCACCACCACCACUCCUCCACCUUCCAGCAUUCCCGGACCCUCAAUAAUGACAGACCUCCAGGCAGACCAGGGCCCACCAAGCCCUCCGGCUCCCACUUCCUCCACCUCCUCCUCCACCACCACCACCACCAUCACUCCUCCACCUUCCAGCAUUCCCGGACCCUCAAUAAAACGUCGGAGGAUACUACAGGACAGAGCCCGGCGACAUGGCUUUACAGCCAUACCAGGCACAAGCCCAGCAACCAUGACAGACCUCCAGUCGGACCAGGGCCCACCAAGCCCUACGGCUCCCACCUCCUCCACCUCCACCUCCACCACCACCACCACCACCACCACUCCUCCACCUUCCAGCAUUCCCGGACCCUCAAUAAUGACAGACCUCCAGGCAGACCAGGGCCCACCAAGCCCUCCGGCUCCCACUUCCUCCACCUCCUCCUCCACCACCACCACCACCAUCACUCCUCCACCUUCCAGCAUUCCCGGACCCUCAAUAAGCCUCCAGUCGCACCUGGGCCGACUGCGCCCUCUGGCUGCCUCCACCACCACCACCACCACCACCACCACCCGGCCAGUGGACGUACAUGUAGCCGAACCCUCAAUGAUGAGAGUCCUCCAGGCUUACCUGGACCUACUAGGUCCUGUGAUGAUGACCACCACCACCAGCACCACCACCCCACCAUCCGGCAUUCCUGGACCCUCAAUAAGCCUCCAGGCGGACCAGGGCCCACUGCGCCCUCCGGCUCCCACCUCCACCUCCACCACCACCACCACCCAACCAGGACCAGAACAGACGGGCUAUGGGCCGGACAAUCUUUCAAGGGAGCAAGUCCGGCAAUUGAUUCUGAUUCUGUGGGCGGUGGUGAACAGAAUGUUCGAAAUUAUUUUGCAGCACAUUUAA
Molecule: messenger RNA, 1236 nt
Organism: Pseudophryne corroboree (corroboree frog)
Lineage: Eukaryota; Metazoa; Chordata; Amphibia; Anura; Myobatrachidae
Product: mucin-2-like
Exons: 11
Coding region: 1-1236 (411 amino acids)
Source: RefSeq, a predicted model, not a curated record